AUGGAAUCGCCACCGAGGCACGGGAGGCACGGCGGCGGCGCCUUUCCCGCCGUUCGGCCCAUCGAUAUCGGAGAAGAGACAUACCAACAUCAGCCUCUGGACGACGAGGUCCAACAGAUACGGCUCCUUCGAUAUCUAGGAGAUACGUUUUCACCACAAGGCUGGCCGAUUCUGAGCUUCGCGGUGGAGACUACGUCCCUCCUCGCCGAGCCUGUACGUCCUUACUAUGCCAUCUCAUACGCCUGGGGAGAGCCCGAUCAAUGGGCCGUUAUAGCUCUCGACGGGAUCCCGGUCAAGGUACCCAGGACUGCCGACGAGGCGCUACGGGGUGUUUUGAUGGGCCAUCACAACGCUGCAUGCUUGAAAGCAGACUAUCCCUUCUGGAUCGAUGCCAUCUGUAUUCAGCAACAUCAUUUGCCGGAGAAGGCGAAGCAGGUUGCUAUGAUGAGAUAUAUCUACCCACUCGCCGAGGCCGUCUUGGUUUGGCUUGGGGCAGAUGACGGCGCGACGGCAGCGGGCUUUGAAACAGCCACGCUUUUGGCGAAAGAUUACAGCGAAUGUGUGAAGCAAAGAGAAGCCAGUAAUAAUUUCUCUGAAUAUUUCGAUGAUUGUCCGCCCCCAGAAGGUGCCGAUUGGACCGCGUUCGAUACGCUUCUGAGAUCCAGAUGGUUCACCCGCUUGUGGAUCCUCCAAGAAGUGGUCUACGCCAAAAGUGUGAAGUGCUUUCGCGGUCGCCAUUUCCUACCCUGGGGCGUCCUGUCCGAGGCCGUUGGCUGGGCGUAUAGACAAAGCUUCCAUCUUUAUCUUCGGAGCUUUUCUACCUAUACUAGCGACUACGGACAGAUUGGCUUGAUGUUCGUCGACUUGCUGUUCGAUAUGUCUGACCGUACUCUGAACCAUGACACCUUCGAUGAACUUCUGGUCCUGAACUUUGGAUUUCGCACCAGCAAUGCCUUCGACAGGAUCUAUUCUCUCCUGGGUCUGCGCGGCUACCGGCUUGCCGCUGACUUGCAUCCCGAGGAGCGAAUCGUGCCGGAUUAUGAGAAGAGCCUGGCUGACGUGUACGCUCAGGCGAUGUACCUGGGGAUAAUAAGCUCGCAAAGCCUCCGACAUCUGUCUUUCGUGCCCGUCAGGCGAUCGCGUGCGUCCUCUUGGCCGUCGUGGGUGCCGCAGUUCAAUCAAUUGGAUUUGGAUGACUGGAGUCUGCUUGUGGCGAAGCGGUACACAGGAACUCGCUAUAUGGCAUGCAGUGAUGUGCCGAUGACUGCCCGUCGCUCUGCUGACGGAAAAUUGCUGAUCGUAAAAGGUGUGCGUAUUGGCGAGAUUGCCAGCGUGUUCUGUCUCUCGCCGAUCAAAGAUGGAAUGCCUUAUGCUGAGGACACCAUAGCAGCACUGUAUCGAGGUCUCGCCAAAGCCUGGUUCUUGGAACCACUGACGGCAGAAGUGCGAAAACAAGCUAAGGAGGAGUUGGAGACGCUAGCAGCGAUCAUAAAAGGUCCUCGGAGCUGGAAGAUGCAGAUGUUUGAAUAUGAACUUGUCGUGAGAGACUUCGCAUCAUUCGUGUUCGACGUUGUGGCACAUUGCCCUGAGCUCAGCGGCAGCGAGGAGGCGAAGCGUCUGCUGGCAGAUGCCGGCGCCCACGACGGCAAUAGUCUGCAUUUCGUAUGGUGGUUGGAGAGUAUGAUCUGCUGA
This is a messenger RNA of Zasmidium cellare ATCC 36951, 1692 nucleotides long. RefSeq lists its product as uncharacterized. The record is from RefSeq and is a predicted model, not a curated record. NCBI's taxonomy places the organism in Eukaryota, Fungi, Ascomycota, Dothideomycetes, Mycosphaerellales, Mycosphaerellaceae. The transcript has a single exon. Bases 1 to 1692 code for a protein of 563 amino acids.